This is a messenger RNA of Neospora caninum, 3846 nucleotides long. RefSeq lists its product as hypothetical. The record is from RefSeq and is a predicted model, not a curated record. Bases 1 to 3846 code for a protein of 1281 amino acids. The transcript has a single exon. NCBI's taxonomy places the organism in Eukaryota, Apicomplexa, Conoidasida, Eucoccidiorida, Sarcocystidae.
AUGGAGCCCCCAGGACUGAAGAAAAGAGGCGGGCGUGGACACCGCGAAGACAGACGCAGGAGAGACACGUCGAGUGAAGACGAGGAGACAAGCGCAGAGGAAGAAGGAAGAAAGAUCCGCCAACGGUUGCGGAAAUCGAAGAACAAAGCUCGCGUGCGGAGGCCUUCUGGCUCGAGGACAGCUGAGCAGGCCUCCGGAGAUCAAGAAGAAACCGAAACCGAGCACGAGAACGAAGGCGAACAGGACGAAGAGCAGUGGGCAACAAACAAAAGCGGCGAAGCGGAAGCGGUGCCUGAGCGACACGACAGAUCGGCUGCUCAGGAAAGGGAAAAGGAAGACCGGACGCCGUGGCUCCUGGUCCGCCUUUCACGCCUGGUGGCUCGGCCUUCCGUUCUCUUGGGGGUUCAGGAUGCCCUCGAUGCUCAGCUGGCGGCUCUCUACGAGCUGCGCUGUGCGCGCCUAGAAGCCGAGAUCGCUCGACGGCAGCCCCCAGAAGGCGCGGAUAGCGCCGAGGGAGCGGAGGUAGACAGCCAGAAGAGAAAAGAACCGAUCGUCGCCCAAAAAGGAGACGCGUCGCGCCCACAGCCCUCCACGGCGAACCCACGCGCCGCCUCCCAGUACACCCGACAGCUCGUAGAUCGGUCCUCGGGCGCCUGCCGCCCCUGCGCUCCGUCCGCGUUUCAGUCGGGCCGCGAAAACCAGGAGGGGAAAGCCAGGACCACCGCAUGGUCCACGAGGCGCGGCGACGUCGCGUCUCUCUGCGUCUCGCCCGGAUUCAGUUUUUCGUUCAAUCCCGCCGACCUCCCCUGGAACUGGUGCCUCUCGCGGAGUCCCUGGGAUUUCUCUGAGCUUUCCGAUGAAGCCCUCUAUUACCUGCACGAUGUUGCGAAGCGCGCGGCGUGGUGCCCGCCGUUUGCAGAAGCCUGGACCCUGUGCGUGCGGGCGACGCUUCAUUUCCGGGACAGUGAAUCGUCCCAGGAGUCGCCGCCUGUUCGCUUCGCGUGCUCCGUGGCGUCUCCGGGCCUUCAGGGGUGUUCGGCGCCCGUGGAGCUGCGUCACGUCCUGUUCUCGAGCGCAGCCUCAGAAGGCGACCAGACGUUUUUCGGCAGUGUUAGUUCACGUGCAACGGGCGCCAAGGAAGCUAGCGCGCUCCAAAAGGCCAAGGAUCUGAUGGCCUGGCGCGGCGUCCGAGGCGAGUCAGGCGGAAUGCACUUUGCCCGGGGAUGCGCAGGUUUGGAAGCGAACGCGGGAGGAAGCGUGUACGAAAGCGCCAUAGCGAUUCCAGGGAUGCGCUCGCGCGUCCUCCGGGUGCAAGCCUCGCUCCUCGACGCGGCUGCCAACCUUCGGAGCGAGGAGCGGAAGAAGUUUAAUUUCUUGGACGCAGCAGCCGGGAAGACCGCGAGUGAGUCAGUCGAGAGCGAGGAGCAGAGCGCGAACUCCGACGAGCCGGAUCUGGCGAAAGACUCUGUGGAUGCUCCAGUGCCCGUCCCCUGUUCCUUCGGCCCUCUGUUACUCCGGCCCACGGAGACAGUGCCAGAGUGGCGACGUCGACACAUUCCCUCGGACGAGCGGGGGAAAACCCCCUCGGGGGAGUCGCCUGUGAGCCGACCUCGCCGCCAGGAGUUCAGCUGGAUAGCUGAGUUUCCCAAGCCUCCAGGGAAAGAACUCGUUCUCGUCCUGAACGUGUACGCGUCCUGCGUCGCGAGGCUGCCGUCGGCGCGGGAAGGCGAGUGCGUGCCGAAGCCCGUUCAUGUCGCGUGCACGGUGAUUCCCUUCGGGAACAGAACCGUUUGCGACAGACAGAUGGUUCCCUUUUGCGAACCCCUCAGAGUGCCUUUCUCGCUUCCCGUCUUUUUGAAUGUCAGGAGGCUCCAGUUUGUGCGCUGCGUCGCCGCCGGCGCGUGGUUCAGAAUUUCCGAGGCCAUAUGCGAGGGCGGCCAGCGGCCACGUAAAAAAGCCGAGAGCGAAGAAGGCUGCGACGCGCCGGCUGCAGGCGACGCGCACUGCGACGGGGGUUUUUUGGGGGGAGUCUGGGCGUCAGGGCGGGGGCGGGCGCCGCAGUUCAGCGUCGACGGCGCGGCCACGCCCGCGCGGAUCGGAGACGAAGCCUCCCCAGAACGCGAGAGAAAAGAAACCGAGCCCAAGCCGGCGGUGGACCUGGAGAAACGCGAGUCCUCAGGGGAUCUGUGGCGGUAUGAAAGCGGCGGGGGCGACGGCGAGUUGCCCUUCAACACCGACGACGCAGAGGAGGUGCCGAGCCCCCACUUUGUCGAUCCCGCGCAGACGGCGAAAAGGGACAAGAAGACGGAGCGCAAGCGCCGCCGCCGGAGAGACGCGCAGCUCCGGAAACUCCUGAAAAAGAAGCUCGGGGACGCGGCUCUUUCCCUUUUUGGGAGCACGGACGCGUCGUCCUCGGAAGACGAGGACAGGUCGUGGGACUCAUGUGACCUCGGGCCCCGAAGGCGCCGCGGGCGCGGGCGUCCCGAUUGGGGUUCGUCGCGGUCCUUGUCGGACGCGCUUUUCGACGGGAGUGACUCUGAGUCUUCUUCGCCCCCGUGGAGUCCAGACGGCGGGCGUCGAAGAGAAAGUCGCAACGUGCCCAGAGGCGGCCGCAGACCGAGACAAGGGAGCACGCGAAACUGCAGGCUGACGGAAGGAAGGGUGCGGGAAACAAGAGAAAUCGAGGAACCUACGGACGUCGAGGAACCCGCCGAACUCGACGGUCCAGCCGAGAAGACGCCAGGGAGCGAAGAGACGCCCUUCGCCGACGGCAGUGCAACGCCUCCCCCGCACGGCUCCCAGCGUGAGAUAUGGCAGCCCGAGGUCUCGCCACUGCUGGCCCAACAAGAGGAAGAGAGAAUGAGAGAAGACGAACGGCGGCGCCAACCUCUGGUUCUGUGUGUGGAGAGUUAUCUGGAUGAAAACGGCCAGUUCGUUUUCAACAGAAGGGAGCAAGGGAGAGAGGCGGCUGCGAGGCAGGGACUGGGAGGCUCCAGCGCGGUUGCUCGACGGGAGGGACGACCGCCAGAGACUCGGGAAGCUCUGCGCGCGACUGCUACCGCCGUAGGCUUGCAAGAUGAGAAUUUCACACGGUUCGCACUAGGCCAAGAAGAGAAACAGCCGAGACUCCUCCGCCCCGAAAGGAUGCCGCCAGGGUAUGACACAGCAGAGACAAACAUCUGCAUGCGUCUCGACAAGCUAGCUCGCGUCCACGGGUGGACAGAGCAGGGAGAGCGCGGCGCAGGCGCGCGGGUGCGGGCGCGGGCGGCACAGAGCGCCGGGAGAGAGAAGAGACUGGCGCCACUUGGAGAAAACGAGGGGCGAGCGCAGCCGCAAGGUCGGACCCACUUCGGUCUGUCAUCGAGUUUGCCUCUGUUGGAAGUCGAGUGGAAGGGGAUGCGCAGAAGCGUGGCCUCCGACGGGGAGAGCGGCUUCGGCUGUGGCGCCUCCGGAGGCGACCGAGACGGCGAAGGGCGGGAGGUGGACCGAAACCGCUUCCUCGCGCCUCUCUACCUCGAAGCUCACUCGUGGCAGAGCCAGCAAAGACUGUUGGAGGUUCUCGAAGAGACGCAGGCGAAGGUAACUCAGUUGAGUCAAGCUCCGCGUAGCCGCCUGGAUCGGACUUCAGUUUCCCUCAGACUGCGCGGAGCGGAGCGAGAGGCGAAAAAACCCGAGAAAGGCGACAGUGACAACAUGCGUGAGGAACUGAGAAAGGUUCAAGUGCGCAUGCGCAGGCACAAACCGAGCCUCCCGCCCCCUCGUCAGUUGCACGCUUCUCUCCGAGCGAAACUUCGCCAAGACAGUGUUCUGGUGGUGCAUGCCACAGCGCCUCUCUCCCCCUCGUAA